AUGCCAGGCUAUUUCGGGUCCACCGACGCGGGCAGCAACAGCUGGCGCGGCGCCCUGGCCGCGGGCGCCGACUUGUCGCUCUACCCCCCAGACGCCGGCCCCCUGGCGGCCGACCCCCGCCGCGGCGUGAUCACCGUCGGCGCGGUGCCCUGGAUCGUCAACUUCAACGUGCCCAUCAGGACCGACGACGUGGCUGCGGCCCGGCGCGUGGCGCGCGCGGUCGGGGAGCGGGGCGGCGGGCUGGCCGGCGUCGAGGCAAUGGCGUUGGCCCACAGCCCAGGCGUGGUGGAGGUGGCGUGCAACCUGCUUGACCCGGGGACGUCGCCGCCACAGGCGGUGAUCUCAGCCAUCGAAGCGGCAGCUGCACGGGAAGGCCUGCGGCCGGUGGAGGGGGGCGCUUACGUCAUCGGGAAGCUGCCCGAUGAGAUCAUUGCUGCGGCCGACGCGCAGCUGCUGUGA
Molecule: messenger RNA, 459 nt
Organism: Monoraphidium neglectum
Lineage: Eukaryota; Viridiplantae; Chlorophyta; Chlorophyceae; Sphaeropleales; Selenastraceae
Exons: 3
Coding region: 1-459 (152 amino acids)
Molecular function (GO): transferase activity; folic acid binding
Source: RefSeq, a predicted model, not a curated record